This is a messenger RNA of Ostrea edulis (European flat oyster), 1608 nucleotides long. RefSeq lists its product as uncharacterized. The record is from RefSeq and is a predicted model, not a curated record. The transcript is spliced from 11 exons. Bases 1 to 1608 code for a protein of 535 amino acids. Gene Ontology annotation, molecular function: endopeptidase activity; signaling receptor binding. NCBI's taxonomy places the organism in Eukaryota, Metazoa, Mollusca, Bivalvia, Ostreida, Ostreidae.
AUGCACAGAGAUUGUCGAAUUCCUGGGAAGAUUUACAAAGGAAACCGGAACGAGACAAAAGACGGGAAGGUGUGUAAGGAAUGGAAAAAGGAAACAUCAGAUGAGGCAGAGUAUGGUGAAAUGGUGAAAACAGAUACAAACUAUUGCAAAAACCUUUAUACAGAUGAACCUGUAUGUGUUCCCAGGAAGCAGUCGGAUUGUACCUCGUGUGGUGUUCCCAUUUGCAGUGACAAUCUCUGUGUAAAUGAUGGAUUUCUGCAAAAGAGGUACCAAUUCUUGCCCUUGCACAACCGGUUACAGUGUAUGUACAGAGAGUUAAGUUCAUUGCUGCCAUCAUCGCUGCUUCACUGUGGACUAGCACAAAGCCUUGUGAAGACAAUACAGCUCAAGAACAUACAAUGCCCAGACCACAUAACCAUGACCAGAGCUCUGACAUUGCACACAGACGACUCCAAAGAAAUGUUUGAAAAAUAUUGUAAAAUCCCUGAAAUUAGUUAUCUUGGAACACAAAACGUGACAGAGCGAGGGUUUGAGUGUCAGGCAUGGGACAAACAGUACCCACACAGACACAGCUACGGAUCCUACCCCGGGGCUCGUGAGAAUUAUUGCAGAGAUUUUGAUUCUGACGAACCGUGGUGCUUGACAACGAACAGAAAAGUGGUCUGGGAUCGGUGCAUAGUGCCUUCUUGUGGGGUAAAUGUGACAGCGAAUUCUUCCUCAUGUGCGUCUAUCGAUGAAUUGGAUAUAUCUGAACUGAAGAACGAAAGGAGUUGUGGAUCCUACUGCAACUGGAUUAGAACAACUAUAAAUGACGCAAUAACAAAAAGAAAUCUGCAAAAUGGACGUACAUGUGGAAUUCGGGACAAGAAGAAAAUAGUUCGUAAGCACGAGCAUCUUCUUCAAAGGGGCACCUAUACACCAUGGAUGUGCUCCAUCUCAAUAUUUGACGGCAAUAAAGAUGAUUGCAUUACCCCAGAACAUCAAGACCCGGGCGUUCAAUGGAACAAGGAAAUACUCAUUGUGGUUGGAAUAUAUCUUAUGUUGGCAAUUGUCAUCGUUAUCGCCGUCAGAAUAAACCGGAUGACGAAAAGGCUAGAUGUCGAGAUCAAACAGAUAGAAGCACGGAUCCAGCGUGAACUGUUAAAUAUAACUUGCAUGUUGUUGCAUCGAGAGUUACAGCGUAUGGUUCGACGAAGGCUUCGACAAAGGUCAACCAGAUACCAAUCUAUUGCAGAGGAUCACUAUGAAUUGACCCCGAUUGUGAACGAUCCAUAUGAACCUCCUCUUCGAAGAUCUGCAACAUUAGCAGAAACAGAAUACCAAUAUGUUGCUCCAUACGAAACUCCCAAAGAAGGCUGUUUUUGUAGAUAUUGCUUGGACCAAGCUGCCAAUCAUCCCCCAAACAGUUUACCAGAAGUAGAUGGAGCGCAUGGUACAGCAAGAGCAUAUGACAGUCUGCAAGGAAUUUUCGCAGAGAAACCCUUCCUUGACAGAACUACUUCAGAGAAACAUUCGCAGUAUUCUCUUCUCAAUAACCCGCCUGAUGUUUACUUGCUAAGCGGCAAAACAAGAGCACUGAUCCAUAAUGAUCACUCCCAAUCCACAUAA